Molecule: messenger RNA, 1813 nt
Organism: Rhododendron vialii
Lineage: Eukaryota; Viridiplantae; Streptophyta; Magnoliopsida; Ericales; Ericaceae
Product: probable pectate lyase P59
Exons: 5
Coding region: 170-1495 (441 amino acids)
Molecular function (GO): pectate lyase activity
Source: RefSeq, a predicted model, not a curated record
AAGACAAGCUAAUCACUUCAUUUGAAACUCCCUUAAAGCCAGCAUAAUGUCUCUCUGAGAAUUGAAGUGGGUCUGAUACGGUUUGGUCUAGCAAGGUCCAUGCCCGUAUCGUAUCAAGGUUCGAACCCUAGACCUUAAACCGUAGCCAGGCUCACUUCAAUUUCUCAAGAUGCAGCCGAAUUGUCUCUUCGUCUUAUUUUUCACAUUUGCUGCAAUAAUUCCAACUCUCACGGCUCAUAUUGGCGAUUUUGAUGAGGUAUGGCAAAAGCGGGCCGAAGAAGCAAAGAAGGCUGCCCUUGAAGCCAACAGCCGCAACCCUGCUGACUUUAACCAACACUUUCACAAGGCUUUAUCUAACGGCACCCAUUUGGCAACGAACGCCACCACUACUAGGAGAAGCCUAGUUAUGAGGAGAACGUACAGGGGCAGAUGUGUGGCCACCAACUCAAUCGACAGCUGCUGGAGAUGCGACCCGAAUUGGCAUCUCAACCGUAAGAAGCUGGCGCAAUGCGCCCUUGGGUUCGGCCACGGCACCACCGGCGGCAUGGCCGGAAAGUUCUACGUCGUCACCAAUCCUUCCGACAACGAUGUCGCCAACCCCAGACCCGGCACCCUCCGCCACGCCGUCAUUCAAAAGGAGCCACUAUGGAUCAUAUUCAAGACCAGCAUGACGAUCACGUUGAAGCAGGAGCUGAUGAUGCAGAGCCACAAGACGAUCGACGGUCGCGGAGCUAAGGUCCACAUCGCUUACGGCGCGGGCAUCACCAUCCAAUUUGUUAGGAACAUCAUCAUUCACAACAUUUACGUGCACGAUAUUAAGGUGACUUAUGGGGGCAUGGUCAGAGACUCCGUGGACCACGUCGGGUUCAGGACGGUGGCCGAUGGAGACGGGGUUUCGCUCUUCGGGGCUUCCAAUGUUUGGGUUGAUCAUCUGUCCAUGCACAGGUGCGCCGACGGGAUCGUUGAUGUUAUCGAGGGUUCAACUGCCGUCACCAUUUCGAAUUGCCACUGGACUGAUCAUGACAAGGUCUUGCUAUUCGGUGCCCGCGAUAACAACAUCCAGGAUGACUCCAUGCGUAUUACGGUUGCAUACAACCAUUUUGGAAAAAGGCUAGUUCAAAGAAUGCCGAGAGUCCGAUCAGGAAUCGUCCAUGUCGUGAACAACGACUACACCCACUGGGAGAUGUAUGCCAUCGGCGGAAGCAACCAUGCUACUCUCAUUAGCCAGGGCAACCGGUUCAUUGCCCCAGACAGACCUGAAUUCAAACAGGUUACGCAUAGGGAUGCCCCCGAGUUUGAGUGGAGGAAAUGGACAUGGAGAUCGCAGGGAGAUCUGUUCGUAAACGGCGCCUUCUUCGUUCAAUCUGGAGAUCCUAAUGGGCCUAAAAGACUGGGAACCCUUGACCACGUCCAAGCGAAGCCUGGGGCAAUGGUCAAGAGACUGACCCAAUUUGCUGGUGUCCUCGGCGGUUGCAGACCCGGCGUUGCCUGUUAAGUUUGGAAUGUUUGCGAACAGAUUUUGCGAAGAAAAAUUCGCAAGUUUACAGUGUUGAUAAGAUGAGAAGCAAGGGAACAGAAAAGGAGGGCAAUGAAGUGAGGAGGGAGGGAAAAUGAGUUGCCACAACAUAACUCUUUGUAGUAAUUUUAUUAUGUGGUCCAAUGGCUCUGCCCAAUUUGUUUGUUUAGGGAAUUGAGAAUACAGAAUUUUGUAACAGACAAACCUUUCUUUUUCUUGAAGAUCAGUGAUAGAUAAACUGGCAAUGCCAUUUUUGUAAUUACAAUAAAGAGAUCUUUUGUGUGAUUUUGUUCUGAA